ACGAGGCAACAACGCGCCUAAAACAGAUACGGUGGAUCACUUAACGAAAUUCGAAAUUCUUUAACACUUUGUAUUGCGAGCGUCUAGAUCAAACGAAGUAUCUGAUAUGCAACAUUCACAUGUUUGUACAUACAUACACACAUAUAUAGCUUAGGGAUGUUAGCUAAGUGAACGCAGUGGCACCAAAAAGGUGUGAAAAAGUGAAAAUUUUAAAAAUGAAAAAAUUUAAAAGUGAAUGCAAAUAAAAAGAGAAUUAAAUAAAAUACCACAGAUUCAUCUGUACACUGCACGAGUACUCCAGUAUUUCCGGCUCCCUCUUCUUGUCAAGAACUAAAAAUGCAAACACUAUUUGCUCUUGUUGCGUUAAUUUGCUUCAGACUGCAAAUUGCCCAACCGUUAGCCACCAGCUAUGAUUACGAUAUACAGCGUGGUGAAGAAUUUGCAGAUUCUGAAAAUCUAGUUCACCAGAAUCCUGAACGCCAUGGGACAUCGCAUUUUCGACCAUCACACAGCAUUAGGCAUAAGCAGCACUUUGGAAUUAAUAACACAGAAACUGCUAAAGAAUUACCAACACCAGUGUCAAAUGCAGGCACAACUGAAAAUUCAAAUUUUCAUCAGCAUUUACACCAUCAACAUCAGAAUAAACACGAACAUUCUAAAUCGGGAUUGCAAAUAGAACUGAAUAAUCGUCUUCAUCGGCAUUCCAACAGCCAUAAUCAGCAACGACAUCAGGAGCAUAAUUCGAUACAUACUCAAGGCUCCUACACUCGUACGCGUCACAAGAUCGCUUCCAAGCCUAUGAAUGCAAUGACGGCAGAUAACAACACAAUAACCACUGCUGAAGACUUUAAAAAUACAGCCGGCACAAUGGGUUUGGUUAAGCCGACUUCACAUCCUACACAUGUGACAACAAACUCGGCAAACACAAUUACCCUUGAUGAGGCGAACAAAAGUAUGCAAAAUGUUUACCACCAACCGGUGAUACGGCAGCAGCAGCACAAGCAACACAGGCAGAAACUGCAUCACAAUCAUCAAAUGCAGCCAAAAUCAAAUUCAAGUGAAACGAAAAUUACUAUGCCAUCAGUUAAUGAAAUUCAACCGAACUUGUCUGCAAAUUCGGAACAGUUUCGCCAGAAUGAAAAGGUAGUGGCGCUGCGGUCUGUGGGUUAUCUACUCUCAAGUAGCCACAUCAAAGAAGGUACUGGUAGUAACGUCACGGCCUCAGUAUCAGUAGGCGGUAGUACGGAGAAUAUUGCCGGCCCAGCCUCAGAAUCGAAUAGUGGUCUCUCGGCAGCGGACGACAGCAAUGAAAGAGGAACCGUGUAUAUGGACGAUGAAACUGAGUAUUAUGAUUACACCGGUGAUGAUGAGCCAAAUACUGAUCAGCACGACUACCAACACGUACCUACUGCGGCCGACAUUGGCUACGAUUAUGACAGCGGCAUUGACGGCGAUGAUGCCGAGUGGCACGUUAAUGCCGCAAACAAUUUAAAGACCGAUCAUCAUCAGCAUUUACAGCUCUACCAAGAGCAAAGGCGGCAGCAAUGGUACCGGCAACAGCAGAAGCAACCACAAAAUGAUCAAGGUGAACACUCCCGGGUGCCACGCGAUCAUCAGCGGGUGCAAUCGCAGCAGUUUCACAACAACCAUUUAUAUGACGCACACUCAGAUGAUGAGUAUCCCGACGACGAGCCUUAUAGAGACUCAAGUGAACAAUUUUCAAACCGGCCCGGUGAUUUAACGUCUCAAAAAUUUCGUGAAUUGGGUACCAUGCCAGAUGUGCAACAAUCUCAUCAUUUAUAUACGCAACGCCACAAAACACCUUUCGACUUGGCCACUGACCAUAUAAACCGCAUGAAAGUGGAGGCCAGAUGCAACCGCCCGCUUAAGCGUGUAUUUCACGUUUCCAAUGACACAUCCAAGACUUAUGUGCCCUCCUGCACCAUUUUGCAUCGUUGUGGCGAGGAUACGGGUUGCUGCCGCUCCAUGGGUCAAGUGUGCACUGUCAAGACGUACGAGGAUGUGCCAGUCUAUUUUAUUGUUAUUCAAGUAAACUCCAGUAAGUCUCGGCGUCAAAGAGAAGUAGAAAUUUUAUGGCUACGCAACGACACUGAAUGCCACUGCAUAAAUCGUACAGAUUUGACCUCCACUCCAGAGUUCAUCACCCGGGACAAGCGUUCUGGUUUCACUUUUAGACGCCGAAGACCGCCGUACUUCGACGCUAUGGAUUCACAAAGCAAUCAGCUGGAAGAUCGCAGUGACACUGAAGAGAAUACUGAAAAUUAUCCAGAUGACGUUUGUCACUGCCCUACGCAUUUUAACGUAUUUCAACAGGAUAUUGAAUUGCAAUCGGUUCAACAGCACCACGAACAACAUUCUCAUGGUGCUCCCACAGUGAAUUGCUUCUGUGACUGUGCAAAUAAAAAUACACCAUGUCAGCGUCUCAAAAAUGGUGAAGAAGGUUUCGCAAUGGACGAUCGCAGAUGUAUUGCGAAAGGGACUUGUAGUGUGCCCAAUUGCCACUUUGGCACCUAUAAUGAACAAAUGGGCCGAUGCCCCCGUCCAAGCAGGAAGCAUAAACGGCACAACAAUGGGUUCGGUUAAGCUAUAAAUAGUAGUUAAAGUUAGAUAAUAUUUUACUUUAAAUAUAUUUAUACAUGUAGUUUUUGCGAAAUUUUGUACAUACAAAUAGUUUUAUAACUUAAUGCAUUUAACAUUAUCAUUUAAGAAAAAGUUUAAAUUGUACAAUAUUACGAGACCAGUUUCCUUAUGUAUGUAUUUGCUUUCACCGACUGAAAUGUAAAGCAAUUAUAAAUUAAUAUAUGGUAAAUCCCUCGCUGUGUAUAAUUUGAUACAAUUUACUCAAGUAAACACAUCAUAAAAUAAUACAAUACAAAUUUUUAUUAGAAUGUAUAUGUAUGUAUUGUAUGUGGAUCGAUUUUAACUACAAAUAUGAAUUUUAUAUUUAUUCAAUAGCUCAUAAGAUAACAAUCUAAAAUAAUUUUUAUGAAAAGUCAGAAAGUAAAUAGUAAUAUGGAAAACUUUAUUAGUGUUUGCUUUAUUAAGUUAAUGACGAUACAGGGUUUGAUUGAAAAGUAAUCAGCCUUAUUUUUUUAAGCAGUUUUAUUAAACCUUUUGGCUUAUACAACUAAUAUUUUUCAAAAUAGGACCCUUGAGCGUCAAUACACCGCUUGUAGCGAUCCUUCCACUGCAGGAAACAUUUUUUAAACUCAUCCGCCUUAAUCGCGUUCAAUUCGGCUGUCAUAGUUUUUUGGAUAGCCUCGAUGGAGUCGAAACACCUCCCCUUCAGCUUUCUUUUCAGGCGCGGGAACAAGAAGAAGUCCGUAAGGGACAGGUCUGGGCUGUAGGGAGGGUGGGGAAGCACCGGAACCCCCAUCUUGGCCAAUGCAGAGGUGCAGAGGAAGGAGGUGUGCGCCGGCGCAUUGUCGUGAUGAAGGGCCCAGUUGUUGACGAGGUCGGACCGAACCCGGGCGACGUGGUUUUUCAGCCGAAGGAGCACUUCUUUGUAAAACACCGCGUUUACAGUGCUUCCUGGAGGUACAGUGCUUCGACGUCCUCCCGGCCUUCCUUGAACGACUUGUGCCACCGUUUUACCUGGGCACUGGACAGAGAUUGGUCCCCGUAAGCCUCCUUGGGUAGCUCAAGGGUUUCGGUACUCGUUUUGUUUAGCUUUACGCAAAAUUUGAUCGAGUAACGUUGCUCCAACGAUCAUUUUCCCCCACCAGCCGAUUCGGUUGAUUGCUUGGCAGACGCUCCGCGCGGGAAGGCUCAUUACUUUUCAAUCAAACCCUGUAUGUCUAUUGAUUUCAAAACUGCAUCCAGAAGAUAGGCGUUCAAUUAUUCGCUUUAUGUAUGUCUCAUGCAGUUCAUAUGUGACCGUUUAUGCAUUAUUGUUGUAAUUCGAAUUAUAUAAUCCCAUAUAAAGUCCCAGCUAUUCUACACUCAAAUACUAUAACCGGUUAUU
Molecule: messenger RNA, 3985 nt
Organism: Anastrepha obliqua
Lineage: Eukaryota; Metazoa; Arthropoda; Insecta; Diptera; Tephritidae
Exons: 6
Coding region: 337-2604 (755 amino acids)
Biological process (GO): hemocyte migration
Cellular component (GO): membrane
Molecular function (GO): growth factor activity
Source: RefSeq, a predicted model, not a curated record